AUGAACAUUUCAACACUCGUGCUGGUGUUCGCCGUAGUCGUCAGCAUUUCAUCCACCUUCGUCAGUCCCCUCAUCGCGGUGUUUGCCGGUGCGACAUCGAAGUUUGCUGAAACCGAUUUGGAGAGCUGCACUGCCUUCUUGACUGAGAGUCUUCCCGAAGGACUGGUCUACCCGUCCUCUGCACCUAGUUUCAUUUCUACCGCCUUCGCGUGGGAUAUGCUGCUCUACAAUGCUCAGGAAAACGUCUCAAUCGCAUCAUUCUAUUGGUCGAUGCUGCGUGAAGACGUUUAUAACUCCUCCUCUGCCUACCAGGGUGAAAAUAUAUUCCAAAAGUUACUGACAAAGAGUGGAAACAUCAACGUCAAUAUUGUCACGAGUGGUCCACGAGGCUCCGACAAUGAUUUGGACAGACUAAUUGCAGCAGGAGCAAAAGUAGAGUAUUUGGAUGUUGCUAAAAUGCUCUCAGCAGGCGUUCAGCACGCCAAACUCUGGGCAGUCGACAAUUCGCACGGCUACCUUGGCAGUGCCAAUAUGGAUUGGAGGUCGUUAACACAGGUGAAGGAGAUUGGCGUACUAUUAAGAUUUUGUCGAACCCUUGCGACAGAUUUGGCCAAAAUAAUUGGUGCCUUUGACUACGUUGCACGAUCAGACAUUGACUUUCCGAUUAACUGGAGUCCAGAGUACACAACCAUCUACAACCGAUCAAAUCCCAUGCGCCUAAUGAUGAAUGGAAUACCUGCAGAAGUCUAUAUUUCGAUGUCACCUCCACCUCUCAGCCCGACAGGACGUGAGGACGACUUGGAAACCAUCCUUCAUGUGAUCGAUUCUGCGAGUUCCUUCAUCUACGUUUCUGUCAUGGCCUUCCAACCACUCAUCCAAUCGUACACGGGCAAACCACAUAAGUACUGGCCUGCGUUGGUUAAUGCACUAGUGAAGGCUUCCAUGGAGAAUAAUGUGGAGGUGCGCAUCCUCAUAAGUGAAUGGGACCACACCCCACCUAAACAGCGUCAAUACAUGGAGUCCCUUCGCGCCUUGAAUGGAGCCAACGGCGCCAGAAUUAGAAUCCGAUUCUUUGUAGUGCCUUCGUUGACAUCGGAGCAGAAAUCCAUUCCGUUUGCGCGAGUGAAUCACAGCAAGUAUAUGGUGACUGAUAAGACCCUCUACAUUGGAACGUCAAAUUGGUCAGGAGAUUACUUCAAAUUUAGCGGAGGCGCAGGCCUGGUCAUCAAUGGUGAAGGUGAUGCAGUGGGCCCAAAUAAAGAGAAGCCACUGCGCCGGCAGUUGGAGGAAGCCUUCCUUCGCGAUUGGAAUUCUAUGUUCACUGACGACUUGUAA
Echinococcus granulosus is the source of this 1335-nucleotide messenger RNA. RefSeq names its product Phospholipase D3. The record is from RefSeq and is a predicted model, not a curated record. Bases 1 to 1335 code for a protein of 444 amino acids. The transcript has 8 exons. NCBI's taxonomy places the organism in Eukaryota, Metazoa, Platyhelminthes, Cestoda, Cyclophyllidea, Taeniidae. Gene Ontology annotation, molecular function: catalytic activity.